AUGACCAACGGCAUCGAGCGCGUUGAGGCGCCCGUUACCUGGAAGGCCUACAUGGCUUGUGCCUUCGCCGCCUUCGGUGGUAUCUUUUUCGGUUUCGACUCUGGUUACAUUUCCGGUGUCCUCGCCAUGGACUACGUCAAGGAGCACUUCCGCCCCAAGUCGUCCGGCCCCUACCCGACUGACCCCAACGCCCCAGACAAGGCCAAGGACCUUCCCUCCUGGGUUCGUUCGCUGAUCACGUCUAUUCUCUCUGCUGGUACUUUCUUCGGUGCGCUCGUCGCUGGUGACCUUGCCGACUACUUUGGUCGCCGUAUCACCAUUAUCGCUGGUUGCGGUGUCUUCAUUGUUGGUAUCAUUCUCCAGACCGCUUCGACCGGAUGGCAGCUUCUCGUUGCCGGCCGUGCCAUCGCUGGUAUCGGUGUCGGUUUCGUCUCGGCCAUCAUCAUUCUCUACAUGUCCGAGAUCGCCCCCCGCAAGGUCCGUGGUGCCCUCGUCUCCGGCUACCAGUUCUGUAUCACCAUUGGUCUCCUCCUCGCCUCGUGCGUCGACUACGGCACCAAGGACCGCAACGACACUGGCUCGUACCGCAUCCCCAUCGCCAUCCAGUUCCUCUGGGCCCUCAUCCUCGGCGGUGGUAUUGCCAUGCUCCCCGAGUCGCCCCGUUGGUACGUCAAGCGCGGCCGCCCCGACGACGCCGCCAAGGCCCUCUCCCGCAUUCGUGGUCAGCCCAUCAACUCCGACUACAUCCGUGAGGAGGUCGCCGAGAUUGUUGCCAACUACGAGUACGAGCGCAGCCUCAUGCCUACCGACUCGUACUGGGCCGGCUGGGCUUACUGCUUCAAGGGUGGUCUCGGUCGCUCCAACUCGAACCUGCGUCUCACCAUUCUGGGUACCUCGAUCCAGAUGAUGCAGCAGUGGACCGGUAUCAACUUCAUCUUCUACUACGGCACUGAGUUCUUCAAGAACCUCGGCACGAUCUCGAACCCCUUCCUGAUCUCGCUCAUCACCACCCUCGUCAACGUGUGCACGACCCCCAUCUCGUUCUACACCAUUGAGCGCUACGGUCGUCGUGCCCUCCUUAUCUACGGUGCUAUCGGCAUGACCAUUUGCGAGUUCAUCGUCGCCAUCAUGGGUGUUGCCAAGCCUGCCGUCGUCGACCCCAUCACCAACGUUGCCCGUCCCGAGGACAAGCCCAUCGCUUCGGCCCAGAUCGCGUUCAUCUGUAUCUACAUUGCCUUCUUCGCCACCACCUGGGGUCCCGGCGCCUGGGUCGUCAUCGGUGAGAUCUUCCCGAUCCCCAUCCGUGCCCGUGGUGUCGCUCUCUCGACCGCGUCCAACUGGCUCUGGAACUGUAUCAUUGCCGUCAUCACCCCCUACAUGGUCGACCGUGACAAGGGUAACCUUGGCUCCAAGGUGUUCUUCAUCUGGGGCUCGCUCUGUGCCACCUGUGUCGUCUACGCCUACUUCAUGGUCUGGGAGACCAAGGGUCUCACUCUUGAGCAGGUCGACCAGAUGAUGGAGGAGGUCCGUGUCCCCUGGCGCUCCAAGGGCUGGAAGCCGUCCACCACCUUUGCCGCCCACGGCCACGAUGCCAUCGACCAGAAGGUCGACGGCGAGAAGCUCGACCACCCUCAGGAGGCCUACCCCGUCGCCAACCAGGCCCCCAUGGGCGGCGCCGCCGGUGGUGUCUAA
Trichosporon asahii var. asahii CBS 2479 is the source of this 1692-nucleotide messenger RNA. RefSeq lists its product as uncharacterized. Gene Ontology annotation, biological process: carbohydrate transport; transmembrane transport. NCBI's taxonomy places the organism in Eukaryota, Fungi, Basidiomycota, Tremellomycetes, Trichosporonales, Trichosporonaceae. The transcript has a single exon. The record is from RefSeq and is a predicted model, not a curated record. The coding region runs from base 1 to 1692 and encodes 563 amino acids. Gene Ontology annotation, molecular function: carbohydrate:proton symporter activity. Gene Ontology annotation, cellular component: membrane.